This is a messenger RNA of Musca vetustissima, 1737 nucleotides long. Its product is annotated as CDK5RAP1-like protein. The transcript has a single exon. Gene Ontology annotation, cellular component: cytosol; mitochondrion. Gene Ontology annotation, biological process: negative regulation of cyclin-dependent protein serine/threonine kinase activity; tRNA modification. NCBI's taxonomy places the organism in Eukaryota, Metazoa, Arthropoda, Insecta, Diptera, Muscidae. Bases 1 to 1737 code for a protein of 578 amino acids. The record is from RefSeq and is a predicted model, not a curated record. Gene Ontology annotation, molecular function: tRNA-2-methylthio-N(6)-dimethylallyladenosine(37) synthase activity; 4 iron, 4 sulfur cluster binding.
AUGAAACUACAAAGGAUUUUGACGUGGUACGGUAGUAGACAACAUGUACGUGUGUUUUCCUCGCAGCCAGCCAACUUCAGUACUGCUGCGGCGGCUCCAAACACCCAGUCUCCAAAACCUUUAGAAAGAAAAACGUUUCUUGAACGUGUUUCGGCCGGACCGGGAUUACAGGAAUUUUUCAAUGUCAAGGCGGUUUCACGAAUGAGACGUCAAGAAGAAUCUGAAGAGAAUAUUAUCCCAUAUCUUCCGAUUGAAAGUUAUAGCGGUAACGGCCGUAGGGUAUUCUUUGAGGUAUAUGGCUGUCAAAUGAAUACAAAUGAUACGGAAGUGGUAUUGGCCAUUUUGGAGGCAAAUGGUUAUACCAAGUGCAAUGACAUUAAGGAUGCUGAUGUUAUAAUGAUUGUCACCUGUGCUGUGCGGGAAGGUGCUGAAACUAAAAUUUGGAAUCGUUUAAAUCACCUGAAAUCUAUGAAAGAAAAGAGAUCGGUGAAAAAAGGUCCCCUACAAAUCACAGUACUGGGUUGUAUGGCGGAACGUUUGAAACAGCAGCUAUUGGAAAAAGAGAAAUGUGUAGAUGUUGUUGCAGGGCCGGAUAGUUAUAAAGAUCUACCCCGCUUGCUGGCGAUAUCCAGACAUUAUCAACAAUCCGCUAUUAAUGUGCUGCUGAGUUUAGAUGAAACCUAUGCCGAUGUUAUGCCGGUAAGGCUGAAUACAGAUUCUCCCACGGCAUUUGUUUCGAUUAUGAGAGGCUGUGAUAAUAUGUGUACAUAUUGUAUUGUACCAUUUACCCGUGGUAGAGAGCGUUCCAGGGCAGUGGAAUCAAUCAAGCAAGAGGUGUUAACUUUAAGGGAUAAUGGCAUCAAGGAAGUAACGUUGCUGGGUCAAAAUGUAAACAGCUAUAGAGAUACAUCAAAAGAGGCACCCGCCAAGGAUAUAUCAACUGCCCCCGGAUUUAAGACAGUAUACAAACCGAAGAAGGGAGGUUUACCAUUUUCGGUUUUACUUCAGGAAAUAGCGGAAGCCGUGCCCGAUGUCCGUAUACGUUUUACAUCACCCCAUCCCAAAGAUUUCUCGGAAGAUGUAUUGAGGAUUAUACGCGAUUAUCCAAAUGUGUGUAAAAAUCUACAUCUUCCCGCCCAGUCGGGGUCGAAUAGUGUUUUAGAACGUAUGCGUAGAGGUUAUACCAGGGAAGCAUAUCUACAGCUAGUCGAUACUAUACGUAGAUAUAUUCCACAAGUUGGUCUAUCGAGUGAUUUCAUUUGUGGCUUCUGUGGAGAAACUGAGGAAGAAUUCCAAGACACUGUAGAUCUAAUAGAAAAGGUGCGUUAUAAUGUAGCCUUUCUCUUUGCCUAUAGCAUGCGGGAGAAAACCACUGCCCAUCGUAGAUAUAAAGAUGAUGUUCCUGCAGAUGUAAAGACUAUCAGAUUACAACGAAUGGUAAAAGCUUUUCGUCAAGGCGCCACAGAAUUACACAAAGAAUAUGAGGGACGUAAUGAAUUAAUUUUAAUUGAAGGCACCAGUAAGAGAUCCGAAGAUUAUGUUUUCGGAAGAAAUGAUGCAAAUAUUAAAGUCAUAGUACCAAUUAAGGAAUUACCAGAAGGAAAAGAUGGUACACACAGACGAACAAUAUCGGUGGGUGAUUAUGUGGUGGCACACAUACAGGAAUCCAACUCACAAGUAUUGAAAGGUGAACCCUUAUAUCUAAGUUCUAUUUUAGACUAUCAUUCUAAAGUGUAA